UGCGUGUGUAAGUGAGUGUUAUCAGUCAGCUGUAUCGAUCUGAUGAACGCCUGAUGGUGUGAAGUUCUGUUCUGACUGGAUAUAUCUACAGAUCCAAUGCAAAGUGUCGGAGCAGAGGAAACAUCAGGGCCGAUGUUGCAGAGGAAGGAGUCGUUUUCUCUCCUCUCUACAUCAGAGAAGUGGCUCUUCAGAGGGAAGAAGAGGAAGCAGAGGAAGAGAGAUGUGGACUCACUCAGUCUCUGCAGUUUGGACAUCAAUGAGCCCAGCACGAAGCGUGUGAAGCCUCUGUCUCGAGUGACGUCUCUGGCGAGCCUCAUUCCUCCAGUUAAAGCUGCUCCGCUGAAGCGCAUUGGACAGACCCUGCAGCGCUCCAUCAGUUUCCGCAGUGACUGCCGCCCGGAGAUCAUGGCCCCGCGGCAGAUCCCGCCAGCCGUCACCAAGCGCCGCGACAGCAAGCUGUGGAGCGAGACCUUUGACCUAGGCCUGGGACACAUGCUGUCCUCCAGAGACAUCAAGAGACAAGAGUCCAUCUUUGAGCUGUCUCAGGGAGAACAGGACCUGAUUGAGGACUUGAAGCUGGCCAAGAAGGCGUAUCGUGACCCCAUGCUGAAGCUGUCGAUUAUGGCGGAGCAUGAACUCAGUCAGAUCUUUGGCACGCUGGACUCCCUCAUUCCCCUGCAUGAAGAUUUGCUGAGUCGGCUGCGAGAGGCCAGGAAGCCGGACGGCUCGACCGAUCGCGUGGGCCAUAUUCUAGUGGACUGGCUGCCGUGUCUCGACACCUACAACAGCUACUGCAGUAACCAGGUGGCAGCCAAAGCCCUGCUGGACCAUAAGAAGCAGGACCCUCGGGUGCAGGACUUCCUCCAGCGCUGCCUGGAGUCGCCCUUCAGCCGCAAACUGGACCUGUGGAGCUUCCUGGACGUCCCGCGCAGCCGCCUGGUCAAAUACCCGCUGCUGCUCCGAGAGAUCCUCAAACACACCCCCAACGCCCACCCCGACCAGCAGCACCUGGAGGAAGCUAUUAACAUGAUCCAGAGCAUCGUGGCCGAUAUCAACACACAGACGGGCGAGUCGGAGUGCCGUUUCUACAAGGAACGCUUGCUGUAUCUGGAAAGUGGGCAGAAAGAUCUAUUGAUCGACAGCUCGCGGAUCCUCAGCUGCCACGGAGAACUCAAGAACAACAGAGGAGCCAAGCUGCAUGUGUUCCUGUUCCAGGACGUGUUGGUGAUCACACGGGCCAUUACCCAGAAUGAGCAGCUGUGGUAUCAGCUCUACCGGCAGCCGAUCCCAGUGAGAGAGCUGGAGUGGGAAGACCUGCAGGACGGAGAGAUGCGCCUGGGCGGCUCCAUCAGAGGGGCCUUCAGCAACCAUGAGCGGACCAAGAACUUUUUCCGGGUGGUGUUUCGCAGUGGAGGACAACUGCAGUCGCACUCGUUCCAGGCCAGCGAUGCCUUCAACAAACAGCAGUGGCUCAACUGCAUCCGCCAGGCCCAAGCAGGAGCGCGGCGGUGUGUGGACUGCAGCGUGAUGGACACCACUGAGGCCAGCCUGGGUCUGAGCACUGAGCGCACACACACGUAAACCCCUCGUCCAGUGCAGAAACUCUCACGAUCCUGCUAACCAGCGAUCCUCUCAGUAUUGUGUUUCGGAAAUGCCACCGUUCGCAGGAAGCACUUCUCUGGAAUUGACACUACCUUUGUUUCUCAGUGUUCCUCAACUUCUAUGUUAUACUUGUGCCUUUCUUUCACUGUGCUGUUGUUUUGUUAACUGACCGUUUGUCCACUGAAAGUCACCGAGGAUGAGCUUUCUGCCAUUCCACAUCCUGUGACGCUGGGCCGUUUUACAGUAGAGCGCACUGAAUG
Messenger RNA from Rhinichthys klamathensis goyatoka, 1862 nucleotides. RefSeq names its product Rho guanine nucleotide exchange factor (GEF) 3 (gene arhgef3). Gene Ontology annotation, biological process: positive regulation of Rho protein signal transduction; intracellular signal transduction. The record is from RefSeq and is a predicted model, not a curated record. Bases 97 to 1581 code for a protein of 494 amino acids. The transcript is spliced from 12 exons. NCBI's taxonomy places the organism in Eukaryota, Metazoa, Chordata, Actinopteri, Cypriniformes, Leuciscidae. Gene Ontology annotation, molecular function: guanyl-nucleotide exchange factor activity.